Molecule: messenger RNA, 2546 nt
Organism: Hydra vulgaris (swiftwater hydra)
Lineage: Eukaryota; Metazoa; Cnidaria; Hydrozoa; Anthoathecata; Hydridae
Source: RefSeq, a predicted model, not a curated record
UUUUCUAGAUUUAAUACAAACUAAAAUAUAUAAAUGGGCAAGACCAUUUACCAAAAAUCUUGGAAAAGUAGAUUCAAAUGGGUGACAGGUGUUAACAACAGUUUAAGUUUAGUUCAUUGCAUUUGUUGUAAGACAUCUUUCAGUAUAUCUGCCAGUGACAUUAGUCAACUUGUGAAGCACAAUAAAGGUAAAAAACAUGUCAGAAAACAUCCUUGUAAAAUAUCAAACAACCAAAAGCAGUUCAAUGAAUCAGUUAGACUUUCAAAUGUUAGAUGUUCGAAUGUCCGUGUAGAUGAUUAGAUCUCUCAUGCAAAAAUUAUGCAAGCUUUACAUGUUGUCAAUUGUAAUUAUAUUUUCAAGUCAACAGAAAAUGAUAACACAAGGUUUACGUCUAUGUUUCCUGAUUCUGUUGUGGCAAAGCGUUACAAGCAAGGUGAAUAAAAAAUUAAAUAUCAAAUACAAUUUGGAAUUGCCCCUUAUGUUAAAAGUAUGUUAAAAUCUGAUAUUAAAAAAACUACAUUUACUUUUAAGUUUGAUGAGACAACAACUAAGCAAGUAAAAAAACAGUAUGAUGGAUAUCUCCAGUAUUGGUCAGACAAAAAAGGAGAAAUUGUAACGUCAUAUUGUGGUUCUCUGUUUAUUGGUCAUUGUGACCACAACCAACUAGUUGAUCAUUAUUUUAAAUUUAAAACUGACUUGGAGUUGGAUUCUGCAUAUCUUUUACAUGUUGGGAUGGAUGGGCCAAAUGUUAACAAAGCCUUUGAAAUGAAGUUAUCACUGGAUUUGAAGAAAAAGUCUGAAAAUAUUUUUAUUGAGCUCAGUACAUGUAACCUUCAUAAAGUCCAUACUGCUUUUAGAAAAGGCAUUAAAAAGCUUUCUUUUGAUUUAGAUGAACUUUUUAUUGAUAUUCACUUUUUUUUUAAGUUGUCUAGUGCCAGAUGUGAAGAUUAUGCUAAUUUAGUUGAUUUAACUAAUUUGGUUGCUGAGUUUGCCAAUAAACAUAUAGAAACGCAAUGGCUUUCUAUGAAAUAUGUUGCUGUUAGGAUUUUGGAACAAUGGGUGAAACUUAAAGAAUAUUUUUUAACAUUUCUUCCAAAACAAAAAAACUUUAGCGCUUUGUUUAAAACAGAUUAGAUACAAAAGAAUUUGUAAAGCUCUGCGCAAUGAUAUUCAGACUCAAGGGUAUUUAGGUUUUUGUGCUUUCUCAGCACAAGAUUUUGAAGCAUUUUUAGUACAAUUUCAAACAGAAUUUCCAAUGAUUCACAUGCUUUAUCCUGCGAUGUGUAAACUAUUAAACUCUUUACUUCAAAAAUUUAUUCUUUCAAAAAAGUUAAAAAAUGAUAAUGGAGAGUUCAAGUCACAGCCUGAAAUUUUAAUGAUUGAUUUCUGCAAAAUCAAAAACCAUAGCAAAUUAAGUUCAAUUGAAUUAGAAACAAAAGUCAAAUUGCUGUUGCAUGGAGCUGCUCUACCUAAUUCAGUAGAUGAAAAAUUUAGGACCGAGUGCAAAGAGCUUUAUAUUGCUUCUGCAUCAUAUUUACAAGAAAACUUACCUUUUGUUUCACUUUUAAAGCAUGCUCAAUUUCUUCAUCCAAAAAAACGUAUUGCUUCAGGUGCAACAAGUGCAAUAUCUAAUUUAAUAUUGAGUCGCUUCAGUUUUAGAAAAACAAUUUAGCCCGGUUUUUCAUCUAAAUGAUAUUUCUUCAACCAAAGAAUCUCUGUGUGAUAAAGUUAGAGAUCAAUGGUUGUCUUAUCAGAAUGAGGUCAUCUUAGAACACUUUUAUAUAAAUUCACAACUACCUACUCCAUGUGUCGCUCAACAGCAAACAUUAUAUUGGUCUUAUGCUUUUAGUACUUGUUAUUUAAAUAAUAUAAGCAAACAAUCCAAAUAUAAGCGAAUAGAUAAUUAUUGGAGUCAAGUGGGCACUAUAUAUGAUGAAGCAGGCAAUUUAAAAUUCCCUCAGCUGCUUGCACUUGUUAAGCGUGUUUUAACUCUUAGUCAUGGCAACAGUUCACCCGAAAGAGAAUUUUCUAUAAAUAAGAACUUUAUAGAAGCUCACAGUACCAACUUAAAAGAAGACACCAUACCACAAGAGGACACCAUUGUUGCAUUGAGAUUAGUUAAAGAUGAACUUAAUCAAGUAGGUGGAGUUAUGAACUUUCCAAUAACAACUAACCUAAUUAAAUGUUGUAAAGAGUCUCAUCAAAGAUAUAAAGUUUAUUUGGCUGAGAAAACUAAAUUAGUAAAGGCUGAAUCAGAAAAAGUAAAGCAAACAGAGUUGCUGACAAAAUCUUUACAACGGCAAAAAACAGAUCUCGAACUUAUUGAAGCAGAUAUAAGGGUAUGCAAAGCUGGCAUCGAGGUUGCAGAAACUGCUAUUGAUAAAGGUAAUGGAAAACUUCAGCAAGCACUACUUAAAGUAAAGUUAGAUAAAACUGUAUGCCAAACUUCACAAGCUAUGAUUGACAUGGGAAUAAAGCGUAAAAGGGAAUUACAAAUAAAUCUUGACAAUUUAGAAAAAAAGAAAAAAUUAGUGAAAUAAUAUUCU